Molecule: messenger RNA, 2797 nt
Organism: Neodiprion virginianus
Lineage: Eukaryota; Metazoa; Arthropoda; Insecta; Hymenoptera; Diprionidae
Gene: Mgat3
Product: beta-1,4-mannosyl-glycoprotein 4-beta-N-acetylglucosaminyltransferase
Exons: 4
Coding region: 442-1737 (431 amino acids)
Biological process (GO): N-acetylglucosamine metabolic process; protein N-linked glycosylation
Cellular component (GO): membrane
Molecular function (GO): beta-1,4-mannosylglycoprotein 4-beta-N-acetylglucosaminyltransferase activity
Source: RefSeq, a predicted model, not a curated record
AAUGUAGCUUGUGACGAAUUAUACGUGCAGAACUAGAGCGCGACGCACGCGCCUCGUUCAGCCUUGCGCAUACCGCGUUUCACCGUGUUUCGGGUGUGGUUUGGAUUUCGCAUUCACAUUCGCAUUCGCUACGGAAGAAGGGACGAGCCGAGAAGACGUAGCGCCCGUAGGAAUUUCACCCGGCCGUCGAAUGGGCCGCGCACUCGGCUACGAUCGCUUCUAAAAAUAUGCGAAAUGCGGGGGACUGCUUAUUCCGUUCCAGAAGUAUCUUGACGUGCGGCUAGGAGGCCAAGGGAAGACCGCAAUUUUCGAUGAAGAAAUGCACUUACGCAUUCAUUGCGUCAAGCCGUAUCGGGAUUGAGAGGUACCGUUUUGGAAUUUUUAAUCAAGGAGUGAAAUGUGAAAUUCGCAAUUCAAAAGUUCAGGACUAAACGUGUGGAUAUGCAGGGACGUCUAGAUGGGAAGCUGGCCCUGCUCUAUACGUUGUUAGUUUUACAAAUUCUUAUCGUCGUAAUUUACGUGGCCUCUACACCACCACCGGAUAUUAUAGCGCCGACCACACAGACCUCAGUCAGUUUCGUGAAAAUCGAAAAACCGAAGCCAGUACACAAUGUACUACCGUUUGACCACUCAGCAUCGCAUCUUCAGACAAUCAAGAGCAAUAUUUACCUAAAGGACAAACAUACACUGCAAUCAUUCGAAAAAUACAAUCACACAUGGUGUUGGCGAGAUGGAGUAGAUGUAACGAGAAUGGCAAACAGCGAGGAGAUCGAAAGAAAACGGUGCAUCUGUAACCAGGGUUGGCAUGGCACCGACUGUGGCCAGCCAGAAGUAGUGUGGCGAGCGAUUAUGGCUUCCAAGCAAAAUAUCAAAUUAGAACAACGAAAAACGCUGCGACGAAUUGUCUAUGUGUUUUCGUUAAACGAUUACAAUUCAGCAAUUGCUGAAGUAAUAGUGGAGGAACUUUACAAGGUCGUAGAUCUAUUUGUAAUUUGCGAUUUCAGCAAUGCAGAGGAUAAUUUUAAGCACAAGCUUGCGAAAGGUUUGCUGCAACAAGGGCAAGAUAAGAUUUUGUACAUAAAUAUAGCUAGUAAGAUACGUAAGCCAUUAAGAGUGAUAUCUAAGUAUAUAUGGGAAAAAGUAUGUCAGGUUGUGCGGAACUUAAGAGACGAUGAUAUUUACGUGACUACUGAAUCUGAACAAAUUUUAAAUCCACGAGCACUAAUGUUCCUGAAGGUAUACGACGGGUGGCCGCAACCUAUUGGCUUCCGAUUGAGAUGGUCUGUGUUCGGCUUUUUUUGGCAGCAUCCGCUCAAGACUUCAAUUGUAAUUGGUGCAUCAACAAUUAGUUUACUGCGUGAAGCAUAUCAUCAAAAUUCGCUAGUGCUACCUAAAGACUUUGAUGGUGACGUUAGCGAGAGAGAGUCUCUAGGUUUAGUUAUAGGGGAUCUUAAUCAUUAUGGUGGAUGGUACUGCUAUCUCUGUCAAGAUCCUGCCAAUAUCGUAACGUCUCUUCAUCAAAAGGCAAAUGUAAAAGAGAAAAAUGCAAAGCUAAUUAUUGACGUUCCUUACAUUGAAGAUUUAAUAGAAACUGGGAUAUGGUUGGACAACAAGACUGCGCUUUUGAGGGCCUAUAAAUCCCGCGAUCCUUAUUUUGCUCCAGACAUAGUGAUGAAUAACACGUGGAAAUAUGACUGGCUGGUAGAAAAUUUUUAUGCAAAGUUAGACUAUUAUUAACACCCAGGCCGUUACCACAACUGUGAUAUUAUCUCAUACUCGAUACUCUCUACACGCUAAUUAGUGUACAAGAAAUUUAUACAAUAAGUUAAUACGUUGAUUUAGAUAUUAAUGUUAAAUAGUUUGUAUGUAAGAUGUAAAAGAACAUUGGAAUCUAUUUAUAUUAUGAUUUUUAAGUAUAAAUCUUUUCUACUCGUGUUAUACACAUCUCCUUGAAAUAGUCUGAACAAAAUAAUUCUCGUUUCAUGGAGGAAUGGAAUUGUUUUAAAUUUACCAUUUAUAGUUAAGUUUCGAUCCAAAGGGCAUUAUAGUAGCUGACCUAUGAAAAUGAGUACUUUUUUCGAAGAGUCCAAGUUUAGAAUGGACAAACAAUCAAUUUAUUGUCAAUAUGAUUCAAUAAGGCUGUCUUUAUGAAUAAAAAAUACCACAGAUAAUACUGUACUUCCAUUAUUUGUUGUAGUUUUUCUACAGUAUUUAGUUCGUCACAGCAAAGCAAACCGUUAGUCUGAGAUUAUUAACACCUUACUCUUCGAAUGGGUAAUGGGUAUGAAUACGAUUCUAGCUUGAACUUUGCCGUACCAUAUCACAUUAUAAAACCUACUUUCACCAGAUCAAGUUGCGAAUAAGACAGAUAAGAUGUGUAAAACGAAAAUACCGCUCAUAUUUAUGGAUCAGCUCACCUAUAUCUGAAACUUUCCAACGUAUGUGAUACACAAUAAAAAGCAAUUUUCUAUUCAGAAUUUCAUUCGUCAUUACAGCAACACAGUCGUUUCAUUCGCUAAAUUUUCUAUUCAAUCUCCUUCUUAAUAAAACUCUUGAAAAGGAAAACUUUGUUCAUUCAAAACAGUGAAUAUUUAAUAAUAUGAGUAUUAUACUCACCAGUUGUGUUUGAAAAGUGCAAGUGACGUUGCCAUGUACGGUAGCAUGAAAUACAAUGAAAACUGAUGCGCUUUCCACACGUUCCCAGAUAAUUCGACUAAAUUGAAGAUUGAUAUGCUGGCUGCUAUUACCAAGCUCUGCCCAACUUCCAGUCCGUUGACACCAGCCAAUAUAUUUAUAG